Messenger RNA from Arachis ipaensis, 417 nucleotides. RefSeq lists its product as uncharacterized. Gene Ontology annotation, molecular function: nucleic acid binding. The record is from RefSeq and is a predicted model, not a curated record. Lineage: Eukaryota; Viridiplantae; Streptophyta; Magnoliopsida; Fabales; Fabaceae.
AUGCAGUUUACGGAUAAGAAGUUCAGUGAGGAACUCGCUGGACUAGGGACAAAACAAAGAUUCUCCUCAGUAGAACAUCCACAAACAAACGGCCAAGUCGAAACUGCUAAUAAAGUCAUUAUCCAAGAUGAACUUAUAUCAGUCUUAUGGUCUUACAGAACGACACCUCAGUCCUCCACCGGCGAGACCCCUUUCCGACUUACUUAUGGGGUUGAUGCAAUCAUUCUCGUGGAGGUGGGGGAGCCGAGCCCACGAUUAAUUCUGGGUGGAGUCGAGAAAGCUGUGGAAAAGGAUCUGAUCAACGAGGCCAGGGAGAUGUCUCACUUGUCGGAGAUAGCGUUGAAGCAAAGAAUAGCCCAACAAUACAAUGCUAAAUUGUUAAGGAGGAGUUUUGAACCAGAUGACCUGGUUCUGUGA